This is a messenger RNA of Coregonus clupeaformis (lake whitefish), 2665 nucleotides long. RefSeq names its product guanine nucleotide-binding protein G(o) subunit alpha-like. Gene Ontology annotation, molecular function: G protein-coupled serotonin receptor binding; G-protein beta/gamma-subunit complex binding; GTP binding. Gene Ontology annotation, cellular component: heterotrimeric G-protein complex. Bases 1548 to 1883 code for a protein of 111 amino acids. NCBI's taxonomy places the organism in Eukaryota, Metazoa, Chordata, Actinopteri, Salmoniformes, Salmonidae. Gene Ontology annotation, biological process: G protein-coupled dopamine receptor signaling pathway; adenylate cyclase-modulating G protein-coupled receptor signaling pathway. The record is from RefSeq and is a predicted model, not a curated record. The transcript is spliced from 3 exons.
ACUAGCUGUUAUUGGCAGAGAGGUUUGGAACUCUCUUUCUUAUUGGUCUAUUAACUAAUUUACCAUCUGGUGAUGUCAACAGGCAGCUCAAAACUCCAUCCCACUAAAACAGGCUGGAAUUUCAGGCUGUCUUUUCAAACAGCUCUUACACUAAAAGGGCAUUGCUGGGGCUGCAGGGAGGUGUGGUAUGCCAGUGUACACAUCACUGGUUUCCUGCUACUCAUGUUGAAAUUAAGGGUUCACAAUUACCAUUACGAGGCCUUUUAUCUAUGGAUCCUCAGGUUUAGCUUUGUUAUGAAACACAUUGCUAAUAUACAGUAGCUUACAUUUAUUUGACCGUUUACAUGCAAGUGUAGAUUCAUUUUGGAUUUGUUUUUUGAUAAGCAAAAAUAUGUGAGAAGCUUUACAUAACACAACAUUAGAUUAGACCACAUAGUUACUGUAUUUCUCUCUAUGCAAACACAGCAGUCACACUUCCCAUCUGGUUCCACCCAGUACUCCACCCAACCUCUGGUUGUAUCAGCUGGUGUUAGUGCCAAGGCAAAUUAGUUGAUUUCCAUACAGUUGCUUAGUUAGUGAGCGUCCCUGAGCACCCCCAUGGCCAAUGGCAGUGCGUGAACAGUGUUUUCUGGGGCCUAUAUGUGUGAUAUACAACUCUAACAUCCAGUAUAAUCUCUCCCAGGCCAAGUCCUGUUUAAAAGCCUCAUCACAUUUCUGCUACUGCCAUUUCCAAAAGCAGCUGGGUUUAUUUUUGAAAUAUUUCUAUAGUUCAGGAUAAUCCUAUUUGAAACAAAAUGUAUCAGAAUAGAAGACAAUUCCCUUAAUUCAGUACAGACUGUAUUUCCAUUCAUGUGAUUAACAGACAUGAUAAACUGAAAAAGGAAGGAACAAUGGCUCUAUUGAACUAUGCUUCUAACAGGUUGACGGGCUCCUAAAUCGAAGUCAUAUUUGUUUACUCCUGGACUCCUAUGCACAUGCCCGCAUGCGUGUAUCAGCACGUACACGUACACACACACACAUUUACAUUCAUUUCUCACUCCCUCUAUCUGGCUUCCUUUCCCUGUUUUUCACCUUCAUGCAAGUACUGGCACCCACUCAAAGACGUGCACAGCAGGGCAUCGAAAAAAUGUUUCUACAGCAAUUCUGUUUAAUAAUUGUAACUGCAAGGUUUGGUUUGGGUCCUUCCUGCCUGCUCUACAGUUUCCUCCUUUCAUCGUUGGGGGGAGUGUGUGUGUGCGUGCUGGCACGUGCGUGCUUGUGUGCGUGUGUGCGUGCAUUUGACCGUGUGUGCGUUGCUGCUUGUGCGAGCGUGCAUGUGUGUGUGUUUAAGAGGGGGGAGAUGAGUUGGGCCCUUGUGCAUGUCCAUCUCUGCUCCACUGAGCCCCCCGACCCCCCAGCAGCUCUCGUCUCUCCUUCAACGUCUUCUCGUCUCAGCUCCUCUCCUGUCAUCUCUCGCCAUCGGCUGUCCUCUCUAACCAAUCGCCAAAUGCUAAAAACCCACCUGGUUCCACAGAGGGCCCUCCCACCAAACAUGUGUACAGAACCGCAUGCAUGAGUCUAUGAAGCUGUUCGACAGCAUCUGUAACAACAAAUGGUUCACAGACACCUCCAUCAUUCUCUUUCUCAACAAGAAGGACAUAUUCGAGCAGAAAAUUAAGAAAUCUCCCCUUAGUAUCUGCUUCCCAGAGUACACAGGCACGGACACCUUCAUGGAGGCGGUGCACCACAUCCAGUCUCAGUACGAGAGCAAGAACAAGUCCCUCCAAAAGGAAGUGUAUGCCCACAUCACCUGUGCCACCGACACCAACAACAUCCAGUUUGUGUUUGACGCUGUCACCGACGUCAUCAUCGCCAACAACCUUCGUGGUUGUGGCCUGUAUUAACCCAGAGGAAAGACCCAGUGUGUCCCUGGAUAGACCUUUCUCCUCCACUUUUCCCUGUCUUUUAUUAGCCCAAUCUCACCCACAUAUAAAAUGAAUUUACCUUUUAGAUUUGUUAUAUAAUAAAACAUUUUAAUUCAGUUGUAUAAAGAGAGACAGCUGUAUUUUAUGCCUCAGGCAUUGCACAUCACAAGGAGAAGUGAAAGACGGGAAAAAGAGAGGACUCUUGAAUGGAACAAUUAGUUUAGUGUGAUAAAGAAUAUACAUUGACAAUCACUCACCUGCAAAUGUAAUCCAAUCUAGACAUACAUUGUAAAUCACAUUUUCAAAGCAAGGAUGCAGAUAUUAAAUACAUGCAUUUGAUACAAAAGUCAUGUUAGUGGUAGAUUAUUUCUCUAUGUUUGGCAAUAUGCUGCAUUGAUUUACUAAAACACUUAGGCAGUCAUUACUGUUGUGUAACAUUGUGUAACUGGAAUAGGGUCACCACCAUAAACAAUAAUCUACAGUUUACAAGGAAAACUGCUCAUCCUUACCAACAAAGUAUCUCUUGUAAUUUGUCAUUUUGCUUAUUGAGUAGUAGUCAUCUGAUAUGAGAGGAAUUUGUGCCUUGACCGUUUUGUGAAACACUUUGAAGUGGGAAUUGGAGUUGAAGAGUUGGAGAUGUUUUAGUGGCUAGUGGAAGAUGGUACCGUGUAAAUAAUGUGAACUUCUGGAUUUUUUGGUUGAAAUAUAAUUUGUUGUUCCGCUUAUGUCAUGUGGGUUCUAAGAUUUUAGUAUUGGAAGGC